Molecule: messenger RNA, 916 nt
Organism: Homalodisca vitripennis (glassy-winged sharpshooter)
Lineage: Eukaryota; Metazoa; Arthropoda; Insecta; Hemiptera; Cicadellidae
Exons: 6
Coding region: 231-818 (195 amino acids)
Source: RefSeq, a predicted model, not a curated record
CAUGUAACAUGUGUUGGAGUUUCUAAUUUAGAACUACAAUUGUGUGUUGGCAGUUAGGCUCUCAUGCCACGAUUGUGUUAUUAUAUUCUCUAUCAUCAUAGUAUCAAAAUUGAGCAUUCGUUUUAAUUUGAUUGAUAAUUUUUUGUAUUGUUAUGAAUUGAUUGAAGUUGCUCAUGUGAGUAGUGUGUUCACUGUCUAUUAUACCUGUGUGAAUUGUGAUUGCCAUCGACAUGGAAGUAUUACCUAUAUUGCUGGUACUGGCGAUAAAUGGUUUCUUUGGCGGGGUCUCAGCCGGGGACGAUGUUACUACUCAGUAUCCGCCUUGUGACGAGGAGACUAUUGCGUGUAUCAGAUCUGUUAAUGAAGGAGCUCUGCCUCCAUCGUUUGAUGAACAGCUUGCCAAUAAUAACUGGAGAAUUGUCUACAACUCGAUAUUUUUUGCCGAAGAAGCUCACGCUGAUUGCAUAUCAACACACAUCGGUAUAGAGGAGUGUUAUGAUACGUACUACAAUAACUGCAAUUACGUAAAAACUGGUCGAUACAACAUAACGUACAUAGACGACUAUAUGGAGGCAAAUAAUGAAGGAGGGGUUGUAUGGCAUGCAUACACUAUUUAUCACUGCAAGGAGACGCAAGUUGUUUCUUACUACGUAUGUAGCCCGUAUGGUCAGUCACCCUUCCAUGUGGACAUCUACUGCCCUUGGACCUUAGACGAUGAGGUAUGCAGAAAAGGAUUGGAGAGCGCGCGAUAUCGAUUGGAAAUUUGUGGGAUAGCCAAUGGAAAAAGAAUGUGUGAAAAAAGAUGUAAAGACUGCUGAAUAAAAGAUGACAAUCUUUCAUAGUCUUGCUAACUUGAAAACCAUGCGAACUUAAGUUUAAAUAUAUUUUAAAUGAAUAAACAGAGAAUUACCUACUA